Messenger RNA from Parathielavia appendiculata, 922 nucleotides. RefSeq lists its product as uncharacterized. Bases 143 to 607 code for a protein of 154 amino acids. NCBI's taxonomy places the organism in Eukaryota, Fungi, Ascomycota, Sordariomycetes, Sordariales, Chaetomiaceae. The record is from RefSeq and is a predicted model, not a curated record. The transcript has a single exon.
CAUCAGGUCGCCGAGGAGGGAAACAAAGCCCGGCUUCCCUUGCUCCCAGCACCUCUUGGAACACCACAACUCGUGCAGGGCGGAACGAUUCUCGGUUUUCCCUGGGGAAUUGCCAUAUUCCCGCAACCCUCCUCCCAGGUGCAUGACUUGGUUGGAGAUUCGCCAGACACUGCAAAACGCCGACCCCUCUUCUCCGUUUCGAUAUGAUGUGCAGAUGUUUUUUAUGCACCACAUCAUAAAACGAAUCGACGAAAGCACGGCCUCCCGACCUCGAAGCUGCCUGUUAUACCGUCCGUUUCUUUACCUGCGCCGCGGCUUGUCGCGCUGGCUAGAGAUACCCCCUCAGUUGGAACUGAAUGGAGUAAGAUCCUGCAAGCCGGCCACGAGUCCCAGGGUGCCGCGCAGGCUACACACUAUCUCUAAGAAGCCGAUCCUGUCUUCAAGUGGGGAAGGGAAGGCGCAAGCAGCAAGACGUGAGGAGAACGUGGUCAGUCGGCCAGGCUAUAGCUUAGCGCUGUUAUGCUACCUCUCCGGUCGCACCCUUGGGCGCCCGUCCAGGCGAGUCAGCUGCUGCCAUAGCCAACGGCCUGCCGCGGGGCUUGGAUAGUGCUUCCAACUCACCAUGGUGCCAUCAUCGACGGGGCUAAUCCUAUCGUUUGCCCCCCCCCCGGGGCCCUCGUCGGGAUGGAUCUGGUCGGCUGAGGGCGAGAAGCGAGAGUCCUUUCCACAAUUCCAUCCUCCUCCUGCAUCCGCUCGAGCCGCCUCCCCAGCGGCCGCCGCUGAGCCACGCCAACCGCAAGUCUGGUUACUCCCUCACGACUUGGCGAGUCCACCUGUGCCUUUUGUGGCACAGAUUACGCCAGUGAUUGCGCCGUCUCGGUGGUCUGUGACUGGCCUGACGUCCGAGCUGCUGACCACAUUA